Molecule: messenger RNA, 1771 nt
Organism: Sceloporus undulatus (fence lizard)
Lineage: Eukaryota; Metazoa; Chordata; Lepidosauria; Squamata; Phrynosomatidae
Gene: ISY1
Product: ISY1 splicing factor homolog
Exons: 11
Coding region: 234-1082 (282 amino acids)
Biological process (GO): generation of catalytic spliceosome for second transesterification step; mRNA 3'-splice site recognition
Cellular component (GO): Prp19 complex; post-spliceosomal complex; post-mRNA release spliceosomal complex
Source: RefSeq, a predicted model, not a curated record
ACUCCCAGAAUUCCAUAGCCUUGAGCCACGACGUGGUCUCAAAAUGGGCUGUUUCUCCUGCCAGAAGGAAGAGGGGCGAUGGGGAGCCGGAAGUGUGUCUAAAAAAACCACGAGGACCGCAGCCCUUUGAAGCCAUUCACUUCCGGGUUCAGCUUCCUCCAAGGAAGUGCUUCCGGUUCGGCGGAGGGGGAUCAUAUACAGCGGCGUGUCCCUCGGCGGUUUUUUUAGCCGCCAUGGCUCGAAAUGCAGAAAAGGCCAUGACGGCCUUGGCCAGAUUUCGCCAAGCUCAACUGGAAGAAGGAAAAGUUAAGGAGCGAAGGCCUUUUCUUGCAUCAGAAUGUAAUGAGCUUCCUAAAGCUGAGAAAUGGAGACGGCAGAUUAUUGGUGAAAUAUCCAAGAAAGUAGCACAAAUUCAAAAUGCUGGCUUAGGUGAAUUCAGAAUUCGUGACUUGAAUGAUGAAAUUAACAAACUUCUCAGAGAGAAGGGGCACUGGGAAGUCCGAAUAAAGGAGCUGGGAGGACCUGAUUAUGCAAGAAUUGGUCCCAAAAUGCUUGAUCAUGAAGGAAAAGAAGUUCCAGGAAACAGGGGUUAUAAAUAUUUUGGAGCUGCUAAAGAUUUACCAGGUGUCCGAGAGCUUUUUGAAAAAGAACCUCUCCCUCCUCCAAGGAAGACACGAGCUGAACUAAUGAAAGCUAUUGAUGCAGAAUACUAUGGUUACAGGGAUGAGGAUGAUGGUGUUCUAGAACCAUUGGAACAAGAACAUGAAAGGAAAGUUAUUUCGGAAGCAGUGGAGAAGUGGAAAGUAGAGCGAGAAGCGCGACUUGCAAGAGGUGAUAAGGAAGAAGAAGAGGAGGAAGUAAACAUCUAUGCAGUAAAUGAUGAUGAGUCUGAUGAAGAGAAUGGAAAGGAAAAGGAAGGUGAAGACAGCCAGCAGAAAUUUAUUGCUCAUGUCCCAGUGCCUUCACAACAGGAGAUCGAGGAAGCUCUUGUCCGAAGGAAGAAGAUGGAACUGCUUCAGAAAUAUGCCAGUGAAGCUCUUAUGGCGCAAAGUGAAGAGGCUAAAAGGCUUCUUGGACUCUAGAAUAUCUUGGGACACUUUUCUUUUUAUAAUCCAUCCUAAAGCAACAGACAAGUAUCUGGGAGGAGCUGCUUUUAAAGUACUUUGGUUCUACAGAAAUAGUGUAGCUUUUGCAAAUGAUUAAAAAGAAGGGCGAUUCCCCCCCCUCCGCCGCCAAACAUAUUUACUGUAUCCAAAUCAUGAAAUUUCUUCUAUUUUCUGCUUUUGUACUUAAAUUCUAAAUGACUAUCUGGUUUGUCUUCAAGCUGGCUUUCUCUCACUACUUUCAUUUUUGUCUAAUUUCUAUGUUCUGUAGCCAUUUCUGCUGUGAUGCCUAUUGCUAAAUUAGAAAGUAAAAAUAUCAUAUACUUCUUCAGUUUAUGUCAGUGGGGUUUAGCAGAAUUGGCCUCCUGCCUAUACAUUUGGAAGGGAAUUGGAAGGCAAUUUUUAUUGCUACUGUACGGGGUAGAAAUACUGAAGCUACUAUACUGUCUUGUUUUGACUUUGCAAAAGACCUGAAAUGCCCUGUAUUACUGAAUUACUUUUAAGGAGCAUGCUCUGUAUGUCAGUUCUCUCUUGGUUGGGUUUGUGAAGUGCUGGAUAUUUCAGCAAGUAAUAUUGUAAAUACAAAGGGAAAGGAUGUUUUUUUGGUUUUGUUUUGUUUUGUUUUUUGGAUAAUACUCAAAUUUUCAUUAAAAAAACUUUUCAUGUAA